CCAGGCAUCCCGCGCCUCCGGGCCCGGCUGGGCUGGGGACGCCGCCGCGACAGCCGCGGGCCCGGGAGGGAGGCAGGGCCCAGGACGCAAGGUGGCGACAAGGCGCGUCUGGCCCAGGGGCUGUGGGGUCACCUUCUCUUCCUCUUUCCUGCCACCCCAAGUCGUCUGCCUUGUGUGUCAUGCGGUGGGAGAGCGCCUUGGCCUGGACCUCAAGCCACCCACGUUCUAAUCCUGCCUUUGUCAUUUCCUAGAGCUGUGGCCUCAGAUCUCUCCCUGGUGCCACUGCAGCUGAGUGUGCCUCAAAUCUGAAGAAAAUCUACACGGUACAAACAGUACAGGUAUUCUGGAGUGUGUACAAUAACAUCCCUCCCGUGACCAGCCUGCCUCUGAGAUGCAGUUAUCACUUAAUGAGAGGAGAGAGGCGACCGCUUUGGGAAGAGGAGAGUAAUGCGAAGGGCGGUGUGUGGAAGAUGAAAGUUCCCAAGGACAGCACGUCCACAGUUUGGAAAGAGCUGUUGUUAGCAACUAUCGGGGAGCAGUUCACAGACUGUGCCGCAGCAGAUGACGAAGUGAUAGGAGUCAGUGUCAGUGUUCGAGACCGUGAAGACGUCAUCCAAGUCUGGAAUGUAAAUGCCUCAUUAGUGGGCGAAGCGACUGUUUUAGAAAAGAUCUAUGAACUUCUGCCUCACAUAUCUUUUAAAGCUGUGUUUUAUAAACCCCAUGAAGAGCAUCAUGCUUUUGAAGGUGGACGUGGAAAACACUAAUUGCACUCUGUAAAGAAUUCUUUGUCCUUUGCUGAUUGGUUUUGGAAACGGUCUUAACAGGAGGGAGAGUGAAGAGAAGACUUGCCGGAGCCCGAUGCUGGUCCAUUUAGAGUGGGUUUCUGUGCUUGCAGAUUGGGCAAUUAGGACUCAAAGUGGCAGGUGGGGCAGGGGGGUGAUUCUGUGGGUUUCUACCGUCAUAUUACUUGCCUUUAAAAAUAUAUAUAUAUUUUUUUAGAUUUCUAAAUUCUCUGUUCUAUUCACUCAGAUUUUUUCCCUUUAAAAUUCCUUAUUCAGGCUAAUUAUUGUUUUCUACACUCCCCUUUCAUUGAAGCACAAGAACUUGGUUUCCCUUUCAGUGGCUCUGCUGUACCUACUUAAUGAGAAUAUGCAUAAUCAUGACAAUCCAGCUUUAGAAACCGCAGUGUACCAGGAGGAAUACUAGCUUGGUGAAACCUGUCUUCUGGUUAUUUGUUGUGACACAUUUCUAUGUGCUGUGAGCUGGGCAUUGUUUUUUCUGCCCCAGAGAAAAGAAAAACCAUAUUUAAUCUGAUUUUGCACUGACAGUGUGCAUAUCUUGUUAUUUUUCUUUACAAAAUAAUUCUUAGUGAUAAAAGGAAAAUAAUAUUUGGUUUGGCUAACAUAAAAACUAUAAUCACAGUUUAGUACCAGGAUCUAAGUCUUUGGAACUUCUUUGGAAGUACUUCUUACCAAACUCUAGGUUUGGCCUUUUCAGGGAAAGUCUUAGAGUAGUAGCAAGGGAUUUCUCUGAGUAUAAAACUUGAUAUUUCUGAUUUAAAGAGGAGGUGUUAUAUUUUUAAUUAUUUAAAUUAAACUUGCAAAGAUUGGCUGUGCUUACCCACUUAGGACUUUCCAAAUCAAUUAUAACCCACUCUGUUAAAUAAUCCCUCUUUCCUGCUCUUAUUGUGUCGUUUCUGAUAAUCAAUGGCCUCUCCAGCCUGGGCAGCUUCCCCUUCCAUUUCGUGGGGAGCAGGAAGUCAAAUCUCAUUUCCAGGAUGCGUGUGAGCAUUCACAAAGUGGAACUGGGAGUACCUCCUGUCAACACUAACUGUUGGAAUGGUCUGUACAUAGUGUUACACUGCCAAAGAAGUGCUGGUGUUAGUCAGAGGAAAUAACCACCCUCGGGAACACUAAGAUCACUCAGAAUACGCCAUGUCCCUCUCUUGACUUUGCCAACCUUCUGAGUGCUUUUACCUGAGAAAGAGCAGAACUAUUGGAGAUGCCUCCUCCUGUUGGCUUAUUUUUGGAGUUGCUGGGAUUUGUGUGUGCUUACACAUUUCUCAAGAGUGAUGGAUACAUUGAGAAUGUCCCUGUACCCCGGAUUUUUAGUUCCUCUUGACCAGCAGAGAGAGGCAGGGCUACUCCAUGCUUCCCACAUGUGUUUGUAAAUAAAGUUGUGCUUUCAAGCCUUGUAAAUGACUUCCAGCAAUAUCUACUUAUCAGAGUUGUGCCUUUUCAUUGGGUUAUUAACCAUAUCAACCAUAAUAAUAAUCAGUCAUAUUUUGCAAAACUGCUUUUUUCAAACUUGAGUUUCUUCAUCAGUUUCAAAAUGAACUCUUAAGGAUACAGGGACCCUUUCGCAAAAGCCUAGGACUUGAUUCUCUAAACAAUGUACAUUUCUUUCAACAUUCAACUUGUUUUAAAAUUUUUCUCGAGGAUUUAAUACAAUUAUUCUGGACAUAGAUUGAAAUUUUUUUGUAAUAUAAAUAUUUUUCUGGUAGAUUAGAAAAAAGGAUAUAAUUGACCAUAAUAAUUGUCAUAUAUAUUUCCACAAGUAAAUGAAUUUUGAGGAAUUUUUAUUUUUGAACGUUACUUACAGCAUUUGUGAUGAUGUAUUCAACUUUUGCAUGUAUGAAGCCUUUGAAGUAAAAAUAAAAUGAAAUAAAUAGGAA
Messenger RNA from Chinchilla lanigera (long-tailed chinchilla), 2674 nucleotides. RefSeq names its product eukaryotic translation initiation factor 4E family member 3 (gene Eif4e3). Gene Ontology annotation, cellular component: eukaryotic translation initiation factor 4F complex. Gene Ontology annotation, molecular function: translation initiation factor activity; RNA 7-methylguanosine cap binding. The record is from RefSeq and is a predicted model, not a curated record. Lineage: Eukaryota; Metazoa; Chordata; Mammalia; Rodentia; Chinchillidae. Gene Ontology annotation, biological process: translational initiation.